CUUGACGGCACGGAAAACAAAUCGAAUCUCGGUGCAAACGCUUUGCUUGCGGUUUCAAUGGCGACGGCGCGGGCGGCGGCGGCGUUUCAGGAAAUGCCGCUUUACCGCUACAUCGGCGGCACGAACGCGAAAACUCUGCCCGUCCCGAUGAUGAACAUCAUUAACGGCGGCGCACACGCCGACAAUAACGUGGACUUUCAGGAAUUUAUGAUUAUGCCCGUCGGUGUCGAAUCAUUCACCGAAGCGUUACGCGCAGGUGCGGAGAUUUUUCAUAACUUGAAAAGCGUUUUGAAAUCACGCGGUUAUGCAACGAGCGUCGGCGACGAAGGCGGUUUUGCGCCGAACCUGAAAUCGAACGAAGAAGCAAUCGAAACGAUUCUCGAAGCAAUCGACAAAGCCGGUUACAAAGCGGGCGAAAACAUCAUGAUCGCACUCGAUCCGGCGGCUUCGGAGUUUUUCGACGGCACGAAUUACGUUUUCAAAAAGAGCGAUAAACGCGUUCUUUCAUCGGAUGAAAUGAUCGCUUAUUGGACGGAAUGGACGGAAAAAUAUCCGAUCAUCUCCAUCGAAGACGGCUUGGCGGAAAACGAUUGGGACGGCUGGACGAAGAUCACGCAGAACAUCGGCAAAAAAGUUCAGUUAGUCGGCGACGAUUUGUUCGUGACGAAUACGAAAUUUUUGCAAAAGGGAAUCGACCUCGGCGCGGCAAAUGCGAUUCUUAUCAAAGUUAAUCAGAUCGGAACG
Molecule: messenger RNA, 744 nt
Organism: Lymnaea stagnalis (great pond snail)
Lineage: Eukaryota; Metazoa; Mollusca; Gastropoda; Lymnaeidae
Source: the annotation of a GenBank genome assembly